Agrilus planipennis (emerald ash borer) is the source of this 2846-nucleotide messenger RNA. RefSeq names its product cilia- and flagella-associated protein 58-like. NCBI's taxonomy places the organism in Eukaryota, Metazoa, Arthropoda, Insecta, Coleoptera, Buprestidae. The transcript is spliced from 12 exons. The coding region runs from base 133 to 2817 and encodes 894 amino acids. The record is from RefSeq and is a predicted model, not a curated record. Gene Ontology annotation, cellular component: cytoskeleton.
CCUAGGUAACAGUUACUGUUACUGAGGUAUGAUUAAAGCUGUCAAUUUUCGUAGUUAGUUUUGUCAUUUGGUGUCAUAUAUUUAUUGUAACUAGUAGCAUAAAUACGUCCUUUUUUGAAUUUGUUUUGAAAUAUGGAUGCAUUCGACGAUAACGAUGCAGAAGAAGCUGAGGAAGAGCAGGAAGAGGAAGAAGAACUCGAUCCGAAUAAUCCAGACCAUUUAUAUAUUAUUAUAGAAAGAAGUAUCAAUCAGAUGUUGGGUGAAAUUGAAGCAAAUCCUGAAAUGAGUCAGUAUGCUGAAGAGAUCAACAGGGCGUACGAAUUUCUCUACAGAACAUACACGAGCGAGAAAAAUCUUGAAAAAAAAGUCGAAGAAAUGACCGAGGAGCUGACAGCAACCAAUGAAAAGCUUGAAGUAGCUUUACACAUUACCGAGGCUGACACUACAACUAUCGCGGAUUUAACCGAAGAACUGGAAAAGACCUGGAAACUUGCCGAUAAUGCUCAUUUAAGAGAACAAAUGGCUCAAGAAAUAAUUGAUAAUUUGAGAAAGGAAAUUGCCGCCCUGAAUGCAGAACUUGAUUUCAAAAAUAAAAUGGGCGGAGAAGAAGACGAAGCUGCUGCUGAAACGGCAAAAACCCAAGAAAGUCUCAUUCGAGAUAAAGAGCGUCUUCUAACAGAAAUAGAUAAAAUGACUCAGAAAUUAACCAAUGCUCUAGCUUAUCAAGAAGACCUAGAACGAAGAGCUUCUACUCAAGAUUUACAAAUUGAGAGUUUAACUACGGAACUAAAUAGUCGUGACGAAACAAUAAAAAAGAAAACCGAAAACGAAGAGAUCUUAAAAGCACAGUCAAAUGAACAAGCGAAGGUGAUAGAGGAAAAAGACAGGGAAAUUCAAGACUUUAUUCGUAAAGUGGAAAAGGCUAAUAAGCAGCGUGAUGUGUCCGAUAAUUUACUAAGGGAAACAAGACUGAGAACAGACAAACUUAUGAGAGAAAAUGAGACGCUUAAUGCAAAACACGAAAAGCUUCAAGACGAUUAUAAUGCAGUUUUAGAAGUUACUGCCGAAAUGAAAAAUGCAACGCAAAAAAAGAACUUAGAACUCAAGCUGAAAGAAGACGAAUGUAGGUUUUUAAGGAAAGAUUUGGGAAAAAUGACAAAGCUAAAGGAAUUUGGAGACCGAAAACUAAUAAAAAUGGAACAAGGAAGAGCUGAGAUGAUUGAAGGUCGGAAUCAGUUAAGACAAGUUAUAGCUGAUAUGGAAAAAGACGUCGAAAAAUAUAAAAAGCAAUCAGAUGCCGAUAAAAGAAUUAUAGAAGAACAAGGCAGGGAAAAAGAUGUGCUAAGCAAGAAUUUAUUACGUUUGCAAGCUGCUUCACGUGAUCACAUUAAACUCAUUAAAAUUCAACAACAAAUUAGAAAGAAAAUAGAAAAGGAAAUGGACGAUUAUAUAAAAGAAAUUGGCAAACAAGCGAAAGAGAAAACUGCUCUUGAAAAGGAAAGGGACAGAUUGGUGGAAGAAAGUAUUGAACUAAGCAGAAAAAUAGAAGAGACGAUGGACGAAGUCAAAAUAAAAAAAGCGGAAAUAUUUGGACUUAAAAAAAUGAUUACGGAGGUUGAGGCAAAGCUAAAAAUGCAGCAAAAUCUUUUCGAUGCCAUAAGAGCUGAAAGAAAUCAAUUCCAAAAAGCAUUACAAGAAUCCAUGGCAGAAGCGGGAGAACUUAAGGGAAAACUCAAAAUAUCGAUACAUCAGACUGAACAGCUCAAAGAAGACGCAUCAAUGAAGGAACACGACGUUAUUAAAAUAGAAAACGUACUUAAGAAGUUGUUAAAGGAAAAAGAAAAUUUAAAAAUUGAAAUAAACAAUCAUUUAGAUAAGAUCAAGGACCUGAAGGGGGAAAUAACUGAAAUGUCAGAAGAAGAAAAAAGACUUCAUAAAGUCAUUAUGGAAAACGAAAGAACCAUUAAACAACAAGUAAAAGAUUUAGAAAAUUUAAUGAAAGAAAGGGACAUAUUAGGGUCUCAACUUGUAAGAAGAAAUGACGAAUUGGCACUAUUGUACGAAAAAAUUAAAAUUUUACAAACAACCCUGUACAGAGGAGAAGCUCAAUACGAGCAAAGAGUGGAUGACAUUCGUCUGCUAAAAGUGGAAAUUAAAAGAUUAAGGCAAGAGAAAAAACUUUUAUCGGUGUCUGUAAGCAAUAUUUCCGAUCUCCGAAAGGAGGUAAUUAAUUUGGAAAAAGAUCUCACGAAAGAAAGAUUAAAAGUGCGUGCUUUGGAACAAGAAAUUCAAACACCCUUAAAUAUUCAUCGGUGGCGCAAAUUGGAAGGAUCUGAUCCAGAUGCUCUGGAACUUAUUCAAAAAGUGCAAAUUCUGCAAAAACGUGUUAUCAAUAUUACUUCGGAAUCAAUCGAACGUGAAAGGCAUUUAACAGAAAUUGAAUCGUUGUAUACAACACUCAAACGAAUGGUAGAAAAGCAACCCGGUCCAGAAAUACAAACUGAACUAGUAAAAACACAAAAAGCGCUCGUAUCGAGAUCCAAUAAAAUGAAGUGUUUAUUGUCCGAAUUAAAUAUGACAGAGCAAAAUGCUUUACAAUAUAAACAAGAAAUGGAAAAACUCAAGGAUGAGAUCAAAGAACUGCGAAAAAAAUACUUGUGGGAGAAAAAAUCCCGCCGAAAACUAUGCGAAUUUUUAGCAACGAUUGAUAAACCUAGCCAAGACACAAACCACAAACAAGGCGGCCGAAAUCAAACGAAUCAAACAAAAUUUGCCGGUGGCGGUUUUAGAAUGUCGAUAGACGGUGUAACCAAAUAAACAGUAGAAAAUAAAAGGUGUUUCUUCGU